Candidula unifasciata is the source of this 747-nucleotide messenger RNA. Lineage: Eukaryota; Metazoa; Mollusca; Gastropoda; Stylommatophora; Geomitridae. The record is from the annotation of a GenBank genome assembly.
ACACAAAUAACAACUACAGCCCUGUGCGUGGUACAAAUAACGACUACAGCCCUGUGCGUGGUACCAAUAACGACUACAGCCCUGUGCGUGGUACCAAUAACGACUACAGCCCUGUGCGUGGUACCAGUAACGACUACAGCCAUGUGCGUGGUACCAAUAACAAUUACAGCCCUGUGCGUGGUACCAAUAACAAUUACAGCCCUGUGCGUGGCACCAAUAACAAUUACAGCCAUGUGCGUGGUACCAGUAACAAUUACAGCACUUUGCGUGGCACCAAUAACAAUUACAGCCAUGUAUGUGGUACCAAUAACAACUACAGCCCUGUGCGUGUCACCAGUAACGACUACAGCCCUGUGCGUGGCACCAAUAACAAUUACAGCCAUGUAUGUGGUACCAAUAACAACUACAGCCCUGUGCGUGGUACCAAUAACGACUACAGCCCUGUGCAUGGUACUAGUAACGAUUACAGCCCUGUGCGUGGCACCAAUAACGACAACAGGUUUGUGCGUGGUACCAGUAAUAAUUACAGCCAUGUGCGUGGUACCAAUAACGAUUACAGCCCUGUCCGUGGUACUAGUAACGAUUACAGCCCUGUCCGUGGUACUAGUAACGAUUACAGCCCUGUGCGUGGUACCAAUGACGACUACAGCCCUGUGCGUGGUACCAAUAACGAUUACAGCCCUGUCCGUGGUACUAGUAACGAUUACAGCCCUGUGCGUGGUACCAAUAACGACUACAGCCCUGUGA